CGUCUUCCCGUCCCUGUCUUAUCGUCUCCCCCUCCCCGGAGCUUGGAAAUAAAGAGGCCGGCUUCCCUUUGUUCCUUCCUUCUUCUUUUCCUUCUUCUUCUUCUUCUUCUUCUUCCCUAGGUCUCGUGCCAAUCUCUCUUACACCAACACCCUCACCUCUUCUUCUGGUUGAUCUCCAACCGGCAUCCCUAAACCACAACCAUCCCUCAACUCGUCCCAAGCAUCUUUUAGCUUACCCAACACCCAUUCGAUGGGAGAAACCGAAGGCAAAAGUACGAAUGGUGCAGCUCACGCCAACGCCACCUCGGACUCGUCGACUGUUGCCAGCUCCGCCAGCGGCCAGGAUGACCAGCCGCCUAUAGCGGAACCCCCCGACAUAUUCAUAGAGAAGUCUGCUCUGCCUCACACGCUCUCGCCUGAGCGCGUUGCCCAGGAUCUCAACACCGACAUCCUCAAUGGGCUGAGCAACGACGAUGCUGCCGCCCGGUUGACCCGGGACGGCCCCAACUCCAUCAAGGGCGCCAAGGGCGUCUCGCUCUGGGAGAUCUUUCUCCAGCAGGUCGCCAAUGCCUUGACUGUCGUCCUCAUCGCUGUGACAGCCCUGUCCUUUGCUAUCCAGGACUACAUCGAGGGCGCUGUUGUCGCUGCCGUCAUUGUCCUCAACAUUGUUGUAGGGUUGAUCCAGGAUUACCGUGCCGAACAGACUAUCCAGUCUCUGUAUGCUCUGUCUACUCCCAAGUGCAAGGUUAUUCGCGAUGGCCACAGUGAAACUAUCAAGGCGGAAACGCUGGUCAAAGGCGAUAUAGUCUCCCUUGCAACUGGUGAUGUUGUUCCUGCCGAUCUGCGACUUGUCCAAGGCAUCAACGUUUCUACCGAUGAGGCACUCCUCACUGGCGAAUCCGUUGCCAUCAGCAAGAAACCCGAAGCCGUCUUCACCGACCCGGUUAUGCCCAUCGGUGACCGAACCAACCUGGUAUACUCUGGAAGCUCCGUCACCCGUGGCCGAGCUACCGGUAUCGUCAUCUCAACUGGUAUGCAGACGGAAGUUGGCCAAAUUGCCGAACUUCUCCGCAAGACCAAGAAUGACACCACCGGAAAGGGGCCCGUUGGCACCUUUGUCUUCAAGGCUUAUCACUCUAUUCGCAACAUCCUGGGUCUCGAGGGCACCCCCCUCCAGGUGACCCUAAGCAAGUUCGCCCUUCUGCUCUUCGCCUUUGCUAUCCUACUCGCCAUCAUCGUCUUUUCCGUCAGCAAGUGGAAAAUAGGGGACGAGGUUCUGCUGUACGGAAUCUGUGUCGGUGUGGCUGUUAUCCCCGAAUCCCUGCUUGCUGUCUUGACCGUUACAAUGGCUGUUGCUACUAAAGCAAUGGUCCGCGGCAACGUCAUUGUCCGUCAAAUGCCAUCUCUCGAGGCUGUUGGUGGUGUUACCAACAUCUGCUCCGACAAGACUGGUACUCUGACACAAGGACGCAUGAUCACCCGCAAGGUCUGGCUUCGCGGAAAUCUCCUGGGAACGGUUGAGGGUACCGCGAACCCAUAUGACCCCGGCAGUGGAACUGUCUCCUGGUCCAGGGAUCUGGCCGGAAGCUGUCUCAACGCUUUUCUCAACACACUUGUUCUCUGUAACAACGCCAUGGUAUCCGACGGCAAGAAGGAACCGGAGACUGACUCUAGUAGCGUCAUCACCGCAUCCGGAGAUGCCGAAUGGAAAGCCAUUGGCGAACCUACCGAGAUUGCCCUAAAGGUCUUUGCUAUGCGUUUUGGCCAAAACAGGCCGGUUGGUGAUACUCUGAUUGCAGAGCAUCCUUUUGACUCGUCCUGCAAGCUCAUGAGUGUGGUAUACGGAAAUCAUGUCGAAAAGGCCUACAAGGUCUAUACCAAAGGAGCCGUUGAGGUUCUCCUAACUAAACUAAACGAAACUGAGGAGUUCAAGGCCGAAAUCCUAGCCAAGGCUGAGGAGCUCGCUGGCCAGGGUCUGCGAGUGCUCUGCAUUGCGACCAAGACCGCGGACGGAGAAGCGCAAGAGCUUCAUGACCGUUCCAAGGUUGAAAGCCAGCUCGAGUUUCUUGGUCUCGCCGGCCUCUAUGAUCCUCCUCGUCCCGAAACCGCCGGUGCCGUCGCCCAAUGCCGUGAAGCCGGCGUAACUGUGCACAUGGUCACUGGCGAUCAUAUCAAGACUGCCACUGCAAUUGCGUACGAAGUCGGAAUUCUUAAGAGCGACAUGCCCCUGAGGGCCAACGCCGUCAUGGCUGCUUCGGACUUUGGCAAUCUCACCGAUGCGCAAAUCGACAAAUUGGAAAACCUGCCCGUUGUCCUCGCCCGUUGCAGCCCCUUAACCAAAGUCCGUAUGAUCGAGGCUCUGCAUCGCCGCAAGGCCUUUUGUAUCAUGACUGGCGAUGGUGUCAAUGAUUCGCCAGCUCUCAAGCAGGCAGAUGUCGGUAUCGCCAUGGGAGACCGUGGCAGCGACGUUGCCAAGGAAGCCGCCGACAUGGUCCUAACUGAUGAUAACUUUGCUUCUAUCGUGACUGGUAUUGAGGAGGGCCGAAGGCUCGCUGACAAUAUCCAGAAGUUCUUACUGCAUCUUCUCACGUCCAACUUGGCACAAGUCAUUUUGCUUCUGAUUGGUCUUUGUUUCAGAGACGAAAGCGGUGUUGCCGUCUUCCCUCUGUCGCCUCUGGAAAUUCUCUGGGCUAACCUCAUCACGUCUUCGCCCCUCGCUCUCGGUUUGGGCCUAGAAGAAGCUGCGCCGGACAUCUUGCGCCGCCCCCCUCGCAGCUUGCGUUCUGGAGUCUUCACCCCCGAUCUCGUCCGUGACCAGCUCAUGUACGGAACCUUUAUGGGCUCUCUCUGUCUGUGCGCCUUCAUGCUUGUCAACUACGCUGCGUCUGGCAGAGGUUACUACGCAAUGCCUGAGGGUUGCAACGAGCCCUCUGCACAUGGCUGUGACCAUGUGUACCGUGCCCGAGCCACCACUUUCUCAACCCUGAGUUUCUUGUUAUUGGUUACUGCUUGGGAGGUCAAGCACUUUCACCGAAGUCUCUUUGCCAUGGAUGAGCGUUGGACUGGCCCCUUUUCGGUCUUCAAGACCAUUUAUCACAACAAGUUCCUUUUCUGGUCUGUUGUUGGCGGCUUCCUCGCCACAUUCCCCGUCGUUUAUAUCCCCGUUCUCAAUACCGAAGUUUUCAAGCACAAGGGUCUCAGUUGGGAGUGGGGUGUCGUCGCGGGUUGCGUUGUCACAUACAUUGCUCUCCUCGAGAUUUACAAGGCCGUCAAGCGCAGAUUUAAGCUUGGCAUUGACAAACGCCCUGCGGUGGAAGUCUAGGUGUAAGCAAUGAGUUGUGGAGUGGAGGACAGGUUUUAAGGAUGGGUGGGCGGGUCAGAAUGUCUAGCUAGCAUGAGUAUCGCUACUAUCCUAUAGUCAAUGUAUGAAUUUCCUGUCA
This is a messenger RNA of Ilyonectria robusta, 3440 nucleotides long. RefSeq lists its product as uncharacterized. Gene Ontology annotation, cellular component: plasma membrane. The transcript is spliced from 3 exons. The record is from RefSeq and is a predicted model, not a curated record. Gene Ontology annotation, molecular function: P-type calcium transporter activity; ATP hydrolysis activity; ATP binding. Gene Ontology annotation, biological process: intracellular calcium ion homeostasis; calcium ion transmembrane transport. The coding region runs from base 251 to 3322 and encodes 1023 amino acids. NCBI's taxonomy places the organism in Eukaryota, Fungi, Ascomycota, Sordariomycetes, Hypocreales, Nectriaceae.